GAUGCUAGGGUCGGACGAGAAUGGCGGCGGGUUGUCGCCGCGCCGUGUGGUGUUCGGUGUUGCCGGCGGUAGGUUACUGGCACACCGGGCUGGCUGUCGGUGUCCUUACCGUCCUGUGUACGGGUACGGGUGCAGGAGCUGUCGAUAGGACUGACUUGAAUGAUCUGCUUCCAUACUACCCUUUGGAGCAUGGCUCACGGCAUUCUCACAGAUACAUCAGAGACUGUCAGCCUAUUGUGUUUAGGAAUGUUACACAUGAGACUUGGCCUGCUGAUAAAUCCUCUCAUCUUCCUGUUGCUAAAUCUGCUGUGUUCGUUUCAAAGUUUCCCACUGAGGAAGGGAAGACUAAAACGGUGACUGGCCAUUUCACCUUUGUGAAUAACCCACUGAGAACCGUCUCAAUUUUGGAGCCACUGAAACCAGGAGGAUGCAGUCACUCGUACCGAGCAACUGUGCAAGAAACUGCCAAAUCCAGCAAGUGUUUGGUGGCCCACAAUGCUGGAUUUUUUGACACGAAGGAAGGACUUUGCUUGGGUAAUGUUGUGAGUGAUGGAAAACUGGUACAAGAUGCAAAGGGAAUUCAAAAUGCACAAUUUGGGAUCAAGAAGGACGGCACUUUGGUAUUUGGGUAUCUAUCAGAAGAGGAUGUUCUGGACAAUGAGAAUCCAUUUGUUCAGCUUGUGAGUGGGGUUGUGUGGCUCCUGCGAAAUGGCACCACUUAUAUUAAUGAGAGCCAGUCAGCUGAGUGUUCAGAGUCUCAAGAAACAGGAUCUUUUGAAAAAUUUAUCAACGUGAUCUCUGCACGAAACGCUGUAGGACAUGAUGAAUAUGGAAGGCUUGUCCUGUUCCAUGUUGAUGGACAGACUGGAGAAAGAGGGCUAAAUCUCUGGGAGGUUGCCACGUUUUUAAAGAGCCAAGGGGUUAUUAAUGCCAUUAAUUUGGAUGGAGGCGGAUCGGCUACUCUGAUAUUUAACGGAUCACUUGCAAGCUAUCCAUCAGAUCACUGUAAAUCUGAUCCCAUGUGGCGCUGUCCCCGCUCUGUUUCUACGGUCAUAUGUGUACAUGAACCUGAGUGUGUACCCCCAGACUGCAGUGAACACGGAGACUGUGUACUUGGAGAUUGUUACUGCAGCGGCUUUUGGUCUGGGCCAUCGUGUAAUGUACUGAACUGUGGACCCUUAAACUGUACUGUCCAUGGAAUCUGCUCUGAGGGUGGUUGUCUCUGUGAUGCUGGAUGGACGGGACCCAACUGCACAGAUGUGUGUCACCUUGGCUUCUAUGGGGAUGGCUGUAGGCAGGAAUGUCGCUGCAGAAAUAAUGGGACUUGUGAUGCGGUUCACGGUGUCUGUACCUGUCUGCUGGGCUACCACGGAGAGUUCUGUGAACAAGAAUGCCCCCGAGGGUGGUACGGACUAAAAUGCCAGCAGUCCUGCCACUGCCCAAGUAUGUGCCCUUGCCAUCCGGUGACUGGUAGCUGUAAUGCCACCCACGAUUCUGGCUUUAAUGACGACUUGUACAGAGUACAUCAGUGUCUAGCUUCACAGACGUCUAAACUCUGGAAAGACCAACAUGGCUUUGAAGAAGAUUCGCAUUUAUUCAAAGAGAAAACUUGGCUGAUUGUAUCCAUCACCCUUCUCGUCUUGCUGUUACUGAGUGUAGCAGGAAAUCUUUUCCUGGUUUGCCAAAGAAAUGUUCGCUCUGGAUUCCACGGCGAGUAUUCAUAUCAAAGACUAAAGGACUCUAAUGGAUUAUCUUGUGCUGAUAUUCCAGAAAUUAUCCCAUUAAAGCAGAGUGAUACAUCCUUUGAGGAGAACAACAGGAUUUCAGAAAAUAUGAAUUUUUAGCAACUUUUGCACAACCAUGACAAUGUGGUCUUUUUGCUGCCUUGUUCUACUUUUUGCCAAAGUGGCUGGACUUUUUAUUGAAACUUGGGAGAAGUUGAAGAGUUUCUUCUGGAUUGCACCUUGUGUCAAUUGUCACCUGGACAUUCACCCUCAGGAAAUGUAGCACUGUGAAUGCAGACUGUACUGCUGUGUAAGUGUAACGAAGUUUACGUAGCUGAGAAUAUAUUAAUUCACAUGCAGUGAAACUCACUUGUGCAAAAUUUGCAAGAUGUUCACGCCUCAUAGUGACUUAUUGAAAUAUUUUUAUUUGUGCUUAUAUCUACACUCAGUGGCCAUUUUGAUAGGUGAUCUUCUGCUGCUGUAGCCUGUCCACUUCAAGGUUCAACGUGUUGUGUAUCCAGAGAUGCUCUUCUCCAUGGUUAUUUGAGUUACAGUCAGCUUCCUGUCAGCUUGAAUCAGUCUGGCCAUUCUCCUCUGACCUCUUUCAUUAAGAAGGCAUUUUCACCUACAGAACUGCGUCUUGUUUUUGUUUUCGCACCAUUCUCUGUAAACCCAAGAACAGGGGCUCCCAGUCUGUUGUUCACAGUUAAUGGUAGGAGUCCAUGUUACAAAAAAGGUUGGGACCCCCUGCUCUAGAGGCUGUUGUGCGGGAACAUCCCAGGAGAUCAGCAGUUUCUGAGAUACUAAAACCACCCUGUCUGGUACCAAGAAUCGUUCCAUGGUCAAAGCAACUUGGAUCACAUUUCUUCCCCAUUCUGUUGUUUGGUCUGAACAGGAAUUGAACCUCGUGACCAUGUCUGUAUGCUUUUAUGUAUUGAGUUGCUGCCACACAGUUGACAGAUUAGAUAUUUCCAUUAACGAGCAGCUAUACAGGUGUACCUAAUAAAGUGGCCACUGAGUGUACUACUUAGUUUCCUUCCCUCAGCACCACCCCCACCACCUAAUCUUCCAAAGUCACAUGGUUGUGGUCUUCUGGAAGGUUAAGGGGUGAAAUUUGCAGGGUAUUGAGGGGAAAGAAUGGGCUUGGUAUGGAAAUGUCACGUUUGUUGGGAAGCCUGUCCCUAAAAGGUAGAGCCAGUUUGGUAUGGAAUAUAGUUACGAAUAUCUGGUACGUGCAAAGAUUCGUUGAAAUUUAAUAUUUCUUCCUCAAACCAACCUUCAUGCUCAGUGAGCUAUUAAUUUUAAAUUUGAGAUAGAAAUGUGCUUUAUUAAUCAAAGCAGUUAGGUGAAUGAUGCGCGCGCGCACACACACACACACACACACACACACACACAAUGCUGGAGGAACUCUGCAAGUCAGACAGCGUCUAUGAAGGGAAAUGAACAGUUGACGUUUCAAGCCGAGCGUCUUCAUCAGACUGAAGCAUUGACUGUUUAUUCCCUUUCACAGAUGCCGCCUGACCUGACUUGCUGAAUUCCUUCAGCACUGUGAGUGUGUCUGUGUGUGUGUGUGUGUCUGUCUGUGAGUGUGUGUGUGUGUGUGUGUUGCACAAGAUUUCCGGCACCUAAAUCUGUUAUAGCUCGAUCAUGCACAUACACAAGUUAAUAGUAGAAGAAUUUUACACUGAAAUUUGAUGUAAACUCUGCAUUUUUGAAAAUUUUAGUGGUUUAGCUAUCUCUGCACUUGGUGAGUCUUUGUGAAAUGUGUUAACAUAAUCCCGAGAGAAGUAAAUGGACAGUAUGUGAAGAGUAAAAUGGGGACAAAUUGCUGGAUUAACAUAGUUACAUUCUGCUCUUGUCCUGUCACCAUGUUUUUAUUAAGAAAAUAUUUGUAUGCAUCUUGGAUUGCACAUUAAUUUUAGGUAUAAGGGAAAAUUAUGUAUGUUUUUAUUUUAGUAUUAAAUGGCACAAAAAUGCAAAGGUUUAACCACAAGAAGGUUUCACAAAAUCUUUCCUACUUUCUUCUUAAAAUAAGACCAUAAGACAAAGGAACACAAUUAGACCACUCAAACCAUCAAGUCUGCUCUGCCGUUCCAUCAUUGAUCUAUUACAAGGGUUCCCAUCCUUCUUUAUGCCAUGGACCCCUACUAUUAACCAUGUGGUCCGUGGGCCCCAGGUUGGGAAUUUCAGAUUUAUUAUAUAUUAUCCCUCCCAACCCAUUCUCCUGACUUCUCUUUGUAACCUUUUGAUGCUCUGACUAAUCAAGAACCUAUCGCCCUCAGCUCUAAAUAUACCCAAUGACUUGGACUCCACAGCUGUCUGUGGCAAUGAAUUCCACAGAUUCACCAUCCUCUGGCUAAAGAAAUUCCUCCUUAUCUCAGUUCUAAAUGGGCGUCUAUUCCCUCUAUUGUGAGGCUGUGCUCUCUGGUUCUAGACCCCCACUAUUGGAAACAUCCUCGUCACUCCCACACUAUCCAGACCUUUCAAAAUGUGUAUUAAUAACUUUUAAAGUGUCUGAUUUUUAAAUGUGAAUGGAUGGAGCCUUACUUUUUCCAAGUUUGAGGCAACUAAAAUUUACGAACUGGGGCCUAACCAAGGCUGUAGAUUUGAAAAUGGUAAAAAUGCCAGUUCCCAUUGACGCACUCAUUGUGUUUUGUAUAUUUGAGGCAAGAUUCAGUUUGUGCACAAAGUAUUCUUGGGCCAGCCAAUGCAAAAAUGUGCAAUAGAUUAGAUUUGCUGCCGUGAUCUGUUUUGCAGAUGAAUGGAAUUUUAAGCAUAUUACAUAACCAAGGAAAUUUCAGUAGGUUUCAAUAGGUACAUUUAAUGUCGGUGAAAUGUAUACAAUAUACAUUCUGAAAUUUUCCUUCUCAAACAUCCACGAAAACAGAGGAGUGCCCCAAAGAAUAAAUGACAGUUAAAUGUUAGAACCCCAAAGCCCCCCAAUUCCCCCUCCCACGAAUAAGCAGCAGCAAAAAAAAUGACCACCCACCCCCACCAGUGAAAAAGCAUCGCCACUCCCCCCCCCAUCUGAGCACUUAAACAUGCAGCAAAGCAUCAAUAAAGACACAGACUUGCAGUACCCCAAAGACUACUCGUUCACCUGGUAAUUUGACAUACCACAGGCUCGCUCUCUCCCUAAUAAGGGAAAAAGAGGUAUCCCCGGUGUUUUAUCCACUGACAGAUCACAACUCUCCUUUUUGUCAGAAUAAUUACCAAAGCCACAUCGGUACGGUCAUAAAAUGGACAAGUGAGACCGUGUCUUGUUAAAAUAUCCAGGAAAAUUUAAACCCAAGUAAUUAAAUAAAUCCAGAAAUAAAGCUGGUCUCGAUAAUAUGAAACUACUGACUUGUCUUAGAAACCUGUCUGAUUGGAUAACACCUACAAACUGCUGGAGGAACCCGGGUCAGACAGCUACUAUACAGAAGAAUAGGCUGUCGAUGUUUUGGGCUAAGACCCUUCAUUGUGUGCCUGAUGAAGUCCUAAUAAAGAGUCUCAGUCCAAAAUCCUCUCCAUAGACAUUGCCUGACCUGCUGAGUUCACCCAGCAUAUGUUCCUCUGGGAAUUUAGAGCAUUACAGCACAUAGACCAUUUGGGCCAUCUGGGACUUCUUCAGCUCCUGGUCAACAUUAUUGGCCCAAAAUGUCGACUGUUUAUUCAUUUCCAUGGAUGCUGCCUGACCUGCUGAGUUCCUCCAGCAUUUUGUGUGUGUUGCUCUGGAUUUCCAGCAGUCGCUAAGUCUCUUGUGUUUCUGGUUGACUAAUAUCCUUUAGGGAGCAUGAUCUACCAAGCCUAAUUGUGUCUGGCCAUCAUGUGACUCCAGGCUCACUAAACUGAUUGGCUAACUGCUUCCUCAAUUUGUACUGAUUGGGAGCGAAUAUAAAUUGUUGGCGUUUCGAGUGAUUUCCUCAUCUGUAGGCAAAUAGAUUUUAAAGUUAUCAGGAACAUCACUGCCAGUGCUCUCUUCUUGCUGCUCCCAUCAGGAAGGAGGAGCCUCAGGACUCACAUCACCAGGUUCAGGAACAGUUAUUACGCCUCAACCAUCCGGCUCCUGAACCAGAGGGGACAAUGUCACUCACCCCAAACCUGAGCUUACUCCCACAACCUAUGGACUUGCUUUCAAGGAGUCUUCAUCUUAUGUUCUCAAUAUUUAUUCCUUAUUUAUUAUCAUUAUUUUUUCUUUUAUAUUUGCAUGGUUUGUUUUGCACGUUGGUUAUCCAUCCUGUUGGGUGUGAUCAUUCAUUGAUUCUGUUGAUUUUUUUGGAUUUAUUUUGAAUGCCUGCAAGAAAAUGAAUCUCAGGGUGGUAUAUGGUGACAUAUAUGUACUUUGAUAAUAAAUCUACUUUGAAUUUACGUAGAUGACACAAUCAGCUAUCGGUGUGAUGACAUUUAGACUGACAGUUCAGAUCUUUUUAUUCUGAGUCUAAUGAGGAUUUUGUCAAAGUUCCAAAUCUAAAAAUGUUACUAUCAAAGUACAUAUGUCACCAUUUUCCUGUGGCCUUUCACAGUAAAUUCAAGGAAACAACAACAGAAAAAACAUGCAAAACAAUAAUAAUAAGCAAUAUCAAGAAGAUGAGAUGAGGAGUCCGUAGGUUGUGGAAACAGUUCAGUGAUUGGGGCAAAUGAAGUGAAGUGAAGUUAUCCCCCGAUGGUUGAGGGACCUGAGGCUCCUGUUCCUUCCUAUGCCAGCAUUCUGUGUAGAUGUACUCAAAGGUGGACUGGGCUGUAUCCACGGCUCUUUGUACGACUUUCCAUUUAAGGACAUUGGUGUUUCUGUACCAGCUCCUGAUGCAACCUCUCAAUAUAAUCUCCACUACACAUCUGUAGAAGUUUGCCGAAGUUUUAGAUGUCAUGCUGAAUCUUUACAAACUUCUUAGAAAGUGGGUGCACUGCACAAGGUAAUCAUGGACUAUUUCACCUUUAUCUUGAUUUCAGCGAUACCCUGGGAAUUUAGAAUAAAACAGAAUGAUUGAGCAUUUAGCUUAAGAGGUGGCUGUCUCCAAUGUGAAUGCACAUAGUUUAUGCUGGAUUGUGGCAUGAACUGGUCGUGGAAAUCCAUCCCGGACCUGCCAGUGCGGUGGAUGCAACAAACAACCGGAUCAAAGUUCUGUACGUAACCUUUGUAGUUUCCUCACCUGAGUACUCCUCAGGAGCAGUAUGGUGCACACCAGCGCUGCUGCUAACUAGCAAUGAAUUUCCUGGCAAAAAUGCCAAAGUAACAAUGCAGAUUGUCUGGAAAAUAUUCUUUUACUUCUGAUAUUACAAAGGGAGAAAUUGUUUAGGUAACAACGAUUCCAUUUUCUGUAUUGUCUCUGAAUGUGGUCUAUCAAAAUAUAAGUCACACUUUAAAAUUCUGUACUGAUGAAGGGCUUUGGCCCAAAACAUUGUUAACUCCUCUCCAUAGAUGCUGCCUGACCUGCUGAGUUCCUCCAGCAUUUUGUGCGUGUUACUCUGGGUUUCCAGCAUCUGCAGAAUCUCUUAUGUUUAUUAUUGCACGUCAUAUAAGAUGGUGAUAAUAAACCCGAGGAACACUCACAAAGUGCUGGAGGAACUCAGCAGGUCAGGCAACAUAACUAUGGAGAGGAGUUAACAGUGUUUUGGGCCGAGACCCUUCAUAAGGCUGUUUAUUUUUCACUGUAGAGGCUGCCUGACCUGGAGUUUGUGUGUGUUGCUCACAUCUUUAAGUUGUUUAUAUUUGCAUCUUUUAGACUGGAACAUUUUAAAUGAAAAAUUAAUAAAUGAUUCUUCUGUAAAAAGAAAAACUCCAAGUGGUUUGCAGAAAUGAUAGAAAUGGGGUUAUGAUUUAGCUGUGAUUCUCUGUACUCAAUCAACACAUUAUGGACAAUUGAUGUGCAGUCUGAUUUUUUAUAAA
This is a messenger RNA of Mobula hypostoma (lesser devil ray), 7593 nucleotides long. It is a transcript of the gene nagpa, whose product is annotated as N-acetylglucosamine-1-phosphodiester alpha-N-acetylglucosaminidase. NCBI's taxonomy places the organism in Eukaryota, Metazoa, Chordata, Chondrichthyes, Myliobatiformes, Myliobatidae. The transcript is spliced from 11 exons. The record is from RefSeq and is a predicted model, not a curated record. Gene Ontology annotation, biological process: secretion of lysosomal enzymes. The coding region runs from base 21 to 1844 and encodes 607 amino acids.